AUGUAUGCCAAUUUACAGGUCAACAAGAGUAGCUGUGGAGACGUAUCUAACAGUACACCUGGGCUCAAACCAAUUGAUAUAGGCACCAGCUUAUCCAAUCCUCAAAUCAAUUAUGCUCAGGACAAUCCAGUGGAAAAGGGACAUCCUAGUGGUGCUCUCCUCAGUGUGCCCACUGGACUUCGAGUUGGCCCAUCGAGCAUUCCGGAAGCUGGGCUUGAAUUAUUUAGUGAAGCAUCUGAUCUGCCUUUGGGGUUGCACUUUGGUCCUUUUGAGGGCAAGAUCACAGAAGUGGAAGAGGAAGCUGACAGUGGGUACAGCUGGCAGAUAGCCAAGGGCAGGAAUAGCUAUGAGUACGUGGAUGGAAAGGAUACUUCUUUGGCCAAUGGGAUGAGGUAUGUGAACUGUGCCCGCAAUGAUGAGGAGCAGAAUUUGGUGGCCUUCCAGUACCACAGGCAGAUAUUUUACCGCACCUGCCAGGUCAUCACACCAGGCUGUGAGCUGCUAAUAUGGUAUGGGGAUGAGUAUGGCCAGAAGCUGGGU
Messenger RNA from Ochotona princeps (American pika), 540 nucleotides. Its product is annotated as histone-lysine N-methyltransferase PRDM7-like. Gene Ontology annotation, biological process: positive regulation of reciprocal meiotic recombination. The annotation marks the transcript as partial. NCBI's taxonomy places the organism in Eukaryota, Metazoa, Chordata, Mammalia, Lagomorpha, Ochotonidae. Gene Ontology annotation, cellular component: nucleus. Gene Ontology annotation, molecular function: recombination hotspot binding; histone H3K36 methyltransferase activity; histone H3K4 methyltransferase activity. The transcript is spliced from 4 exons. The record is from RefSeq and is a predicted model, not a curated record.